AACGAAAGGACCUUAUUGCGCAGGAUUCCGUCGUCGGGAGGAGGGCGAAUUUCGGGGUCAGAUUGGAGCAGUAGGUGUUUGAUAUUUAAGGGAUAAAAUUGAUGGCUCUACGGUUUACUCGGUUAUUAAUCCCUCCGGGUAUAUCCGGCUUUAGAGCAGGAUCUACGGUGCUCACGGCCAGGAUCCACUCUGGUGUCCCCAGCAACCUGCAGUAUGGGUGGUUGGCUUACAUGCUGGGCGAGAGGACCACCCCAAGGUUCAGCAAAAACAGCAAGAUCAUCACCGUCGAUGGCAAUUUGGCUUCAGGGAAAGGGGCUCUAGCGGAAAAGCUGGCGGACUCCCUGGGGAUGCUGUACCUAUCUGAGCCCGACGUUAACUACGUGAACAGAAUGACAGGAGAGAAAGAGCUGCUCGACACGCGCUUCAAUGGGAACUGCAGCCUGGAGAAGUUCUACGCUGACCCCAUGUCCCCUGAUGGGAACUCUUACCGGCUGCAGUCCUGGAUGUACCACGUCCGGACCCUGCACUACGCGGAUGCCUUCGAGCACUUGCUCACCACAGGUCAAGGAGUGAUCAUGGAGCGAUCCCCAUACAGUGACAUGGUUUUCCUGGAGGCGAUGACCAAACAAGGCUACAUCCGAAAGCAGUGUGUGGCGCACUACAACGAGCUCAAAGACAUCAGUAUCUGCGAGUUCCUGCCCCCUCACCUGGUCAUCUAUGUGGAUGUCCCGGCUGAGGACGUGCACAAGAAACUGUUGCAGACGGGCAAGGACAUCCCUUUGGCCUAUCUGAAGAGCAUUGAGGAGUCCUACAAGAAGAGCUUCCUGCCCAAAAUGACUGACCACUGCGAGAUACUGGCCUAUGACACGGUUCAAGCACAGGAUAUUGAAAAGGUAGUGGAAGACAUAGAGUACCUCAAGUUUGAAAAGGGGCCGUGGCCACUGCAAGACGACGUCUCCUUCCACCACUUGCGAAUGCUGGUUGAAGACAAGCAAAGGGUUGCUAGCCUCACGUGCACCGCUGAUUUCCUGCCUGAAGUGACAAUCGGGGCUCACGAAUAUGACGAGACCUACCACGCCUACAAGUCGCUUCCGGGUAAGCGGUAUGCCCCCGGGUACAACGUGGACGUCGGGGACAAGAACAUCUGGCUGAAGUGAAAUGCUGGCAAAGUCCUGCGCACCAGUAACCACGGAGGGGCACGACGACGGUCAUAAACAAUCCACUUAAUAAAGAAACAACAACAACGUCCCCUUCACCGGUUUAUCUGCUGUAAGGAAAAACCGCUUGGGCCCUUGAUUGGAUCCAACCAGCGCUUCCUUUCCUUCUGUCCAGUUAUAUGUAUUAAAGAAUAAGUUAUCUCAUUAAUUGUAUACUUAGAGAAAAUACGAAACUUUAUUAAAAAAGAAAGAGAAGUG
Conger conger (European conger) is the source of this 1415-nucleotide messenger RNA. RefSeq names its product NADH:ubiquinone oxidoreductase subunit A10 (gene ndufa10). Gene Ontology annotation, biological process: mitochondrial electron transport, NADH to ubiquinone. NCBI's taxonomy places the organism in Eukaryota, Metazoa, Chordata, Actinopteri, Anguilliformes, Congridae. The transcript has 10 exons. Bases 102 to 1157 code for a protein of 351 amino acids. The record is from RefSeq and is a predicted model, not a curated record. Gene Ontology annotation, cellular component: cytoplasm.